This is a messenger RNA of Linum tenue, 858 nucleotides long. The record is from the annotation of a GenBank genome assembly. Lineage: Eukaryota; Viridiplantae; Streptophyta; Magnoliopsida; Malpighiales; Linaceae.
AAUUAUAAGGAGGACGAUGCAGGCUUCAUUUCUUGGUUCAAGAAAGAAGUUGGAAAUUCCUAUGAACCGAACAAGAGCAAGACGUUAGAUGAUCUAUUAGCACUUUCUCGAGGCCCUGCUCAAACUGUCAAAUCUUAUACAGGUUAUGUAUUAAAUGGUUAUCGUUUUCACACAAAGGAUCAUGACAAGAAUUUGAGGACGCAAAAUUCUGGAGUCAUAGUAGUUGGUGAUGAUGGAGUAGAUGUGAAUGCUAUAAACUACUAUGGGGUUUUGAGAGAGGUCAUUGAGUUGCAAUUUCUUGGAGGAAGGUCAUUGGCUUUGUUUAGGUGUGACUGGUGUGAUGUAUAUGAUAAGACAAAGGGGCUGAAAGUGGAUGAACAUGGAUUUGUGAGUGUCAACCUCAGUAGAAUGUUGAAGACAAAUGAACCAUUUGUUCUAGCGAGUCAAGUAUCCCAGGUUUUCUAUGUUGAAGACAAUAUGAAUCGGAACUGGCACUUGGCUAUAAAGGUGCCACCUCGAGCUGUUGAUGGUUUCCAAAAUGAAGAGGUUCAACAUAUCAACUGAAGACAUAUUACAUGCAUCAAAUCAAAGAAGAGAGCUUAGACUGAAUUGCUAUAAGAGAUCACUAGGAUGCCUCAUGUUGAAGAUUGUUAAUUCGAGUGAAGGCUGGGGCUGUCUUCUUGUGGAUUUUCUGAAGAAGCACUCGAUGGAUAUGCAGAAGUAUUUCUCGUGGAACUAGGAAAGGAUGAAUGGUAAUUUGUUAUAGGUCAUGAUGCUAUUGUGUACUGACAACUCCGGCUCCGUUCCCUUUUUGUUUCAACUAUCUUUUCUAUUUCAGACACUUGAAUUUAUAUAUGU